This is a messenger RNA of Orycteropus afer afer, 2021 nucleotides long. It is a transcript of the gene TBC1D17, whose product is annotated as TBC1 domain family member 17. Gene Ontology annotation, molecular function: GTPase activator activity. Lineage: Eukaryota; Metazoa; Chordata; Mammalia; Tubulidentata; Orycteropodidae. The record is from RefSeq and is a predicted model, not a curated record. Gene Ontology annotation, biological process: activation of GTPase activity.
GGAAAAGGAGGAGGCAGGCGCAGUAGAACCUUGGCUGUGGCUAUGGAGGGACCUGGUUACAGGGUGGUGUUUGAAAAGGGAGGCGUGUACCUGCACACCAGCGCCAAGAAACACCAGGAUCCAGACUCGCUCAUUGCCGGCGUCAUCCGUGUCGUGGAGAAGGACAAUGACGUUCUGCUGCACUGGGCUCCGGUAGAGGAGGCUGGAGAUUCUACCCAAAUCCUCUUUUCCAAGAAGGACUCCAGUGGGGGCGACUCCUGCCUGUCUGAAGAAGAACCCACCUUUGACCCUGGCUAUGAACCUGACUGGGCUGUCAUCAGCACCGUGCGGCCACAACCCCGCCACUCAGAGCCCACAAGAGGUGCAGAGCCCAGCUCCUCCCAGGGCUCCUGGGCCUUCUCCGUGAGUCUGAGGGAGCUCAAAUCCAUCCGCCGCUCCAAGCCGAGCCUGAACUGGGCCUACCUGGUCCUGGUGACCCAGGCCGGAGGCUCCCUGCCCGCCCUGCACUUCCACUGUGGGGGCACCCGCGCCCUGCUCCGCGUCCUCAGCCGCUACUUGCUGUUGGCCAGCUCGCCACAGGAUUCUCGCCUCUACCUUGUCUUCCCCCACGACUCUUCAGCUCUUUCCAAUUCCUUCUAUCAUCUCCAGCUCUUCGACCAGGACAGUUCUAACGUAGUGUCUCGCUUUCUCCAGGACCCCUACUCCACCACCUUCAGCAGUUUUUCCCGUGUGACCAACUUCUUCCGGGGAGCCCUGCAGCCACAUCUGGAGGGGUCCUCCUCCGACCUGCUUCCCCUACCAGAAGAUGAGCCAGAGCCUGGGUUCGAGGUCAUUUCCUGUGUGGAGCUGGGGCCAAGGCCAGCUGUGGAGCGGGGUGCCCCGGUCACAGAGGAGGAGUGGGCCCACCAUGUGGGCCCCGAGGGCCGCUUGCAGCAGGUCCCCGAGCUGAAGGCGCGGAUCUUCUCAGGGGGUCUGAGCCCCAGCCUAAGGCGUGAGGCCUGGAAGUUCCUCCUGGGGUACCUCAGCUGGGAGGGCUCGGCCGAGGAGCACAAGGCCCACGUGCGCAAGAAAACGGAUGAGUAUUUCCGCAUGAAGCUGCAGUGGAAGUCCGUGAGCCCCGAGCAGGAACAGAGGAACUCACUGCUGCGCGGCUACCGCAGCCUCAUCGAGCGAGACGUGAGCCGCACAGACAGGAACAACAGAUUCUACGAGGGUCCCGAGAACCCCGGGCUGGGCCUGCUGAACGACAUCCUCCUCACCUACUGCAUGUACCACUUUGACCUCGGCUACGUCCAGGGCAUGAGUGACCUCCUCUCCCCGAUCCUCUACGUCAUUCAGAACGAGGUGGACGCCUUCUGGUGUUUCUGCGGCUUCAUGGAGCUUGUGCAUGGGAACUUUGAGGAGAGCCAGGAGACCAUGAAGCGGCAGCUUGGGCAACUGCUGCUGCUCCUGAGGGUGCUGGACCCGCCCCUGUGCGACUUCCUGGACGCCCAGGACUCGGGCUCGCUCUGCUUCUGCUUCCGGUGGCUGCUCAUCUGGUUCAAGAGGGAGUUCCCCUUCCCAGACGUCCUGCGGCUGUGGGAGGUGCUGUGGACCGGGCUCCCUGGGCCCAACCUGCACCUGCUGGUGGCCUGCGCCAUCCUGGACAGUGAGCGGGACACACUCAUGCUCUCGGGGUUCGGCUCCAAUGAGAUCCUCAAGCACAUCAACGAGCUGACCAUGAAGCUGAGCGUGGAGAGUGUGCUGACGCGGGCCGAGGCCCUCUACCGGCAGCUGACCUCCUGCCCGGAGCUGCCCCACAAUGUGCAGGAGGUCCUGGGCCUGGCGUCGCCUGCAGAGCCACACAGCCCCUCGCCCCCGGCGUCCCCGCUGCCCCUGUCGCCCACCCGUUCCCCAACGGCCGUGCCAGACCCCGCAGACCCGGCCCCGCAGGCCGACAGCAGCCUGGAGAUCCUGCCCGAGGACGAGUCUGGCGCCGACACCUAGCCGGGCUCAGGGGGCGCCCGCCCAGCACAGGCCCU